Molecule: messenger RNA, 1956 nt
Organism: Catharus ustulatus (Swainson's thrush)
Lineage: Eukaryota; Metazoa; Chordata; Aves; Passeriformes; Turdidae
Gene: UTP15
Product: UTP15 small subunit processome component
Exons: 11
Coding region: 135-1781 (548 amino acids)
Biological process (GO): positive regulation of transcription by RNA polymerase I; rRNA processing
Cellular component (GO): nucleolus
Molecular function (GO): protein binding
Source: RefSeq, a predicted model, not a curated record
GCCACCUCUGCUCGCGGCAGGCGCGGUGCGCGCCAUCGCCGGGCUGCAGCGUGUCCCGUGUGCCCGAGCCCAUCGGCCCUUCCCGAGCCUCUCCCACUCAGCCCCCGCCGGCCCGGGCCCUCUCUCCAUGCGUCAUGGCCACGUACAAACCAGUGGUGGUUCAGGCAUGCCCCAAGCUCGGGGAGAGGAUCACACAGGACACGCUGUACUGGCGUGGAUACAAGACACCUGUUCAGAUAAAGGAAUUCGGUGCCAUAAAUAAAAUUGACUUCUCCCCAGUCCCACCAUAUAACUACGCUGUCACAGCAUCCUCGAGGGUAAGUGGCUUUUCUGAGGCUUUUAUGCUGUUGUUCUUCAGGUGGUAUCACACAAGCAGAUGUAAUACCCUCUUGUUUUGCCAGGUCCACGUCUAUGGUCGUUACUCCCAGGAGCCCAUCAAGACGUUCUCCCGAUUCCGGGAUGCUGCGUACUGUGCCACCUACAGGGACGACGGGCGCCUGCUCGUCGCCGGCAGCGAGGAGGGCAACAUCUGCCUCUUCGACGUCAGCGGCAAAGCACCGCUGAGGCAGUUCAAGGGUCAUACCAAACCAGUUCAUCUAGUGGGCUUCCUGUCUGGUAAAUACCAAAUAUUUUCUGGUAGUGAUGAUUAUUCGUCAUAUUUGUGGGAUAUUCCAAGUGCCACAGAAAUCAUCUCCUACAGUGAACAUACUGACUAUGUGAGAUGCGGCUGUGCAAGUAAAGUGAAUGCAGAUGUCUUCAUAACAGGUUCCUAUGAUCACACUGUGAAAAUGUUUGAUGCACGAACAAAGAGUAGUGUCAUGACGAUAGAACACGGCCAUCCCGUGGAGAGUGUGCUUCUGUUUCCAUCUGGUGGACUUCUAGUAUCUGCAGGAGGUCGAUAUGUCAAAGUUUGGGAUGUACUGAAAGGUGGACAGUUACUAGUUUCACUUAAAAAUCACCAUAAAACUGUAACUUGUUUGUGCCUGAACAGCUCUGGACAAAGGUUAUUGUCAGGAUCCCUGGACAGGCAUGUGAAGAUUUACAGUACUACAUCCUACAAAGUAGUCCACAGCUUCAACUAUGCAACAUCCAUCCUCAGUCUUGCAUUGUCGCCUGAAGAUGAAACCAUAGUUGUAGGCAUGACCAAUGGGGUGCUAAACGUUAAACACAGAAAGCCAGACGAAAACAAUGAAAACUCUCCAAAGAAAAGACAACCAGCAUAUAGAACCUAUGUGAAAGGAAAAACUUACAUGCCAAAACAGGAAGAUUUCUGUGUCAGCAAACCUGUAAAACGUGUUUUGAGAAAAUAUGAUAAGCUGCUGAGAAGCUUUCAGUCUUCCAAGGCUCUUGAUGCAGUAAUGGAGCCACCCAUCAUGCUUCAUACUCCCGAAGUCACGGUUGCAGUCAUGCAGGAACUACAUCGCAGAGGAACACUGAGAAGUGCACUUGCAGGCCGAGAUGAGAAGCAAGUUAAUCUCCUGCUUACCUUUGUGGCAAGGCGUGUGAUUGAGCCUAGAUUUACUCCUGUGCUGGUGACUGUUGCUGAUAUGAUUACUGACAUUUAUCAGCCUGUGGUUGGGCAGUCAUCGAUAGUUGAUAAACAGUUCUUGAAACUCCAGCAAGCUAUUGGAAAAGAAAUUGACUAUCAAGAAGAGCUACUAGAAGUUUUGGGAAUGAUGGAUACGCUGUUUGCUACCUUUACUAAGAAAAGAGAUACACGUCUAGAAGAGAACAAAAACAAUGGUAUUACAGAGAUCAUUGGAACAAACAGAAAGUACUGACACCCACCACAACAAAUUGUCACAAUUGUGAUCUUGAGCGACAUAACCUAUUCUCCUGGUAACUUCGUAUAAUAGUGACUUUCAAAAUAAACCUCUCUGUUGAAAUUCUCUCUUUUAAAUUACAGUAAUUUCACGAUUAUAAGCCACACCAUUUUGACUAAAAUUUUGGUCCGAA